Messenger RNA from Octodon degus (degu), 2922 nucleotides. It is a transcript of the gene Ss18l1, whose product is annotated as SS18L1, nBAF chromatin remodeling complex subunit. Gene Ontology annotation, biological process: positive regulation of dendrite morphogenesis; positive regulation of transcription by RNA polymerase II. Gene Ontology annotation, cellular component: nucleus. The record is from RefSeq and is a predicted model, not a curated record. NCBI's taxonomy places the organism in Eukaryota, Metazoa, Chordata, Mammalia, Rodentia, Octodontidae. Bases 277 to 1458 code for a protein of 393 amino acids. The transcript is spliced from 12 exons. Gene Ontology annotation, molecular function: transcription coactivator activity.
CCGCGCCGCCACCAUGUCCGUGGCCUUCGCGUCCGCGCGGCCGAGAGGCAAAGGGGAGGUCACGCAACAGACCAUCCAGAAGGAGCUUCUGAGAGUCUCCAGGCAAGUGUUCAUUCGAGGGCUUCCUGGAACGUCAGAUAAAGAGGGCGUGAGCUGACUGCAUCCUGUGCAGGUGGCCCACCAGCUGACCGCCCAAGUGGGUCUUCUGCUGAGGGUGUCAGCUGACUCCACCUGGUACAGCCAGCAGUCUCCUUCGGGCCUCAGUGAUUCGAUAGCAUGUAUGUGUACACGAGGACUUUUGCUGCAGGUCUGAAAAGGAUGCUGGAUGAGAACCACCACCUGAUCCAGUGCAUCCUGGACUACCAGAGCAAGGGCAAGACGGCCGAGUGCGCGCAGUACCAGCAGAUCCUGCACCGGAAUCUGGUCUACCUGGCCACCAUAGCAGACUCCAACCAGAACAUGCAGUCCCUGCUCCCCGCCCCACCAACCCAGAACAUGAACCUGGGCCCCGGAGGGCUGAGUCAGGGUGGCUCCAGCCAAGGCCUGCAUCCCCAGGGCAGCCUCAGCGACGCCAUCAGCACUGGCCUCCCCCCAGCCUCGCUCAUGCAAGGCCAGCUUGGCAACGGUCCAAACCAUGUGUCCAUGCAGCAGACAGCACAAAGCACGCUUCCUACGACCUCCAUGAGCAUGUCUGGCAGCGGCCACGGUACUGCCCCUGGCUACAGCCACUCGGGACCUGCCUCGCAGAGCGUCCCCAUGCAGGGUCAAGGUGCCAUUGGCAGCUACGUGUCUCGGACCAACAUCAACAUGCAGUCCAACCCAGUUUCCAUGAUGCACCAGCAGGCGGCUACGUCCCACUACAACUCAGCACAGGGCGGAAGCCAGCACUACCAGGGUCAGUCAUCCAUCGCCAUGAUGGGCCAGGGUGGCCAGGGGAGCAGCAUGAUGGGGCAGCGGCCCAUGGCGCCCUACCGGCCACCCCAGCAAGGCUCUUCCCAGCAGUACCUGGGCCAGGAGGAGUACUACAGCGAGCAGUACAGCCACAGCCAGGGCGCCUCGGAGCCCAUGAGCCAGCAGUACUACCCGGACGGCCACGGUGAUUACGCCUACCAGCAGUCAUCCUACACGGAGCAGAGCUACGACCGCUCGUUUGAGGAGUCCACACAGCACUACUAUGAGGGGGGGAACCCCCAGUACAGCCAGCAGCAGGCCGGGUACCAGCAGGGUGCGGCCCAGCAGCAGACAUACCCCCAGCAGCAGUACCCGAGCCAGCAGAGCUACCCCGGACAGCAGCAAGGCUACGGGCCUGCCCAGGGAGCCCCCUCGCAGUACUCCAGCUACCAGCAAGGACAAGGCCAACAGUACGGAAGCUACAGAGCCUCGCAGACGGGACCCUCGGCCCAGCAGCAGCGCCCAUACGGCUAUGAGCAGGGCCAGUAUGGAAAUUACCAGCAGUGAGGGGCAAGCAUUCUUGUUGGAGCCCUUGUGGCAGCGAGUCCGCCUGUGGACGGAUGGGCCAGUGACAUUGAGCGGAAUUGGCCGCGUCGGUUCUCCUUUGCCCUGUGCCACGUCUGCGUGUGAAGCGUGCUCAUUUCAUGCUGGGUAUGACGUUGAGCGUGCGUUGCUGGCGCGAGGCAGCGCUGCGACGGUGUGACAUACUUGGUGCUGUACAUAGUAUUAUAUGUCAAUACAACGGAGAGGUUGUCCCUUCUUUGUCCCCUGCCCCCUUUCGAUGUCCUAGCUAGCUUGGGGGUCAUCUUGUUACCAGUGUUCUGUGUCCAGAAAUGGGACAUGUCUAAACGGCUCCAUAACCCAUGUGUCCACGUCAACAGACCUGGGUCUUCUCCCUCUCCUCAUGCCAGGGUCACACUGGGUUGUAAAUGUUUCUGUGACUGGCUGCCCACCGGAUGGAUGCCUGCAGCCCUGGGUGGCACCUCGGCGGUGCUGCACAGGGGCUGGGACGCGGCCUGUGUUUUGGGCCAGUUUCUGUUACGCCAUAAGAAGGAUGAACAUGCUUCCCCCGGAGAGGCUGGAGCCACUCUCCUGAGCUUGCCCCUUGCUUGUGCUCUGGCUAACCCCGUUGAUCCAAAAAGGUGUACGUGUUUGUAUUGCAAAAUGAAGAGGGAUCAGUGAAGGUAUUGCAAGUAAAUAGGAGUCCGUGAGGGCAGUGCGUGACCAGCCCAGUGGUGGGGCCCUGUGACGCGCACCUCAGUGGGCCGCCUGUGUCACUGGAAGCCCUGCGAGGCUCGCCACCGGGGUCGGCCUGACCCGGGGUGUGGCGUGGCCGAAGACUUGGGCAGCUCUCCGCCAGCCGGGCUGCAGGGGCUGUGCUGUCUCUGGCCUGUGAUGAUCUGACAUCAUUUUUAGGGUUCGAAUAUUUAAUAUACCCAAUCCUAAACAGAGGUGACUUAGAGUAUUGAUACCAAAUUUUCCAAACAGUUGGCAAGUUUUUUAUUUCAUAUUAUUUCUUCUAGGACCUACUUGUUCAGAUCUCCAAGCAAGUGUCCCUUUUCUUUUAGGGAUGUCUGAAAUCAUAUCCUAUUUUUAAAAAUUAUUCCAGUAACUUUACUGUAUUCAUUUGAAUGAAAACUAAAGGUUUUACAUUGUAAAAUUUGAGUGGUUUUUACACCCCUUAGACGCUCUGUGCAGCACACUUGGAAAGCAGCCGAAUGAAAACCCGUGUCUCCACUGACACAUAGUGUGGGCAUUUGAUCAGCUUUGAAUAAUAAAACCAUAUUUACUUUUGACUCCUUUAAAAAAAAUAAAAAAAAAAACCCUUCAGAUAAAUGCUGUUGUAUUUCUGAGAACUACCAGGAAAGUACAAAAUACAUUCAAUGCUUGAUACAUCAGGUCUGCUGAAGAUGUUUUUCUUUAAUUGAUAAUUGCAAUGUUUUAAAAAUUAAAAGUGACUUUUAUUCAGAA